Molecule: messenger RNA, 1377 nt
Organism: Arabis nemorensis
Lineage: Eukaryota; Viridiplantae; Streptophyta; Magnoliopsida; Brassicales; Brassicaceae
Source: the annotation of a GenBank genome assembly
AUGACAGAAACUCAACAGCUUCAAAACUCUAAUGGGUCGAUUCGAUCUCCUGAGAAAAUUCAAGAUACUUUUAGGAGGAUGAAAGUUAAUGAAGACAACAAUAUGGAGCAAUCUAGUCCAUAUCCUGAUCGUCCCGGUGAGCGAGAUUGCCAAUUCUUUCUGAGAACUGGACUUUGUGGCUAUGGAAACAGCUGCCGAUACAAUCAUCCUCCUACUCAUCUUCCACAUGGUGUUAUUUAUCACAGAGAUGAAUUGCCUGAGAGAAUUGGUCAGCCAGACUGUGAGUAUUUUCUGAAGACAGGAGCAUGUAAGUAUGGCGCAACAUGUAAAUAUCACCACCCAAAGGACAGGAAUGGUGCUGGACCCGUGUUGUUCAAUGUUCUCGGUUAUCCUAUGCGACAAGGUGAGAAGUCAUGCCCAUAUUACAUGCAUACAGGAACGUGUAGAUUCGGAGUUGCUUGCAAAUUCCAUCAUCCUCAUCCUAAUCAUCAGCCACUUAAUGGCCACUCUACUUAUGGUAGUGGAUUUCCUUCUGUUGGUUAUCCGUAUGGUGGUGGAUUACCAAUGAUGUCUUUGCCUCCUGCAACAUACGGAGCUAUGCCACGUCCUCAAGUUCCUCAACCUCAGGCCUAUAUGCCCUACAUGGUUGCACCCUCCCAAGGCCUUUGCCUUCCUUCUCAAGCCUGGGCCACUUACAUGGGUGCAGCUAACCCCAUUUAUAACAUGAAUACUCAACCUGACUCCAGUUCUAGUGCAUCGGUGCCUGUGGCCGUGACAUCGCAUCAUCAUCACAAUUUUUCUGAAAGAGCUGAAUGUAGGUUUUUUAUGAACACUGGAACGUGUAAAUACGGAGAUGAUUGCAAAUACAGUCAUCCGAAAGAAAGGAUGUUACAAUCACCACCAAAUCUCUUAAACCCUAUCCUUCUUCCAGCUAGACCAGGACAACCAGCAUGUGGUAGCUUCAAGGUCUACGGUUUCUGCAAGUAUGGAGCAAACUGCAAAUUCGAUCACUCGAUGACACUUAAAUCAGGCUUGACCAUGUCUUCUCUGCCUACCACUGCUUAUGCUCCACCUGUUUCAACUCCUCUGAGAAUCUCAUCGCCACCAAGCAGCUCUGAUUCGAUCACUAUCUCCAAUGGUAAACCCGCUGCAGAGAAUCAAAGCUCGGAGACUGAGAAACAAGACGACAGUCCUGCACAACCGGACAAGUCAGAAGCGAAGGACUCAUCGCCACCAAGCCACUCUGAUUCAACCACCCUGACCAAUGGUAAACCUGAUGUGGAGAAUCCAGUCUCAGAGACUAAGAAACAGGACGAUAACCCUGCAAAACUGGACAAUGCAGAAGUGCAGGAUUCACCCGAAAACUCUUCUUCAUGA